GAUGGCAGCGGACGGGCAGUGCUCGCUCCCCGCUUCAUGGCGGCCAGUCACCCUCACCCACGUCGAAUAUCCCGCAGGUGAUCUGUCCGGCCACAUUCUCGCUUACCUGAGCCUCAGCCCUGUGGCCAUCAUCAUCGGCUUCGUGACUCUCAUCAUCUUCAAGCGGGAACUGCACACGAUCUCAUUCCUGGGGGGCCUGGGACUGAACCAGGGGGUCAACUGGCUAAUCAAGCAUGUUGUACAGGAGGCGCGGCCCUGUGGAGGCCCCCACACGUCUGUGGGCACCCAGUACGGCAUGCCUUCCAGCCACUCCCAGUUCAUGUGGUUCUUCUCUGUCUACUCAUUCCUAUUCUUGUACUUACGAAUGCACCAGACCAACAAUGCCAGGUGUCUGGACCUGCUGUGGCGGCAUGUGGUGUCCGCCGGCCUCCUCACUGUGGCCGUUCUGGUCUCCUACAGCAGGGUCUACCUGCUCUACCACACCUGGAGCCAGGUGUUGUAUGGGGGCAUCGCAGGCGGCCUCAUGGCCAUCGUGUGGUUCAUCUUCACGCAGGAGGUCCUCACACCCUUCUUCCCGAGGAUAGCGGCCUGGCCGGUGUCUGAGUUCUUCCUCAUCCGGGACACAAGCCUCAUUCCUAACGUGCUCUGGUUCGAGUACACGGUCACCCGGGCGGAAGCCAGGAACAGACAGCGCAAGCUGGGGACGAAACUGCAGUGACCAGGGGUGCGCUAGUCCAGCCACCUUAUCUGGCCCUGGGGCCGCCCUUGCAAGGCCGGACAGAGUGACCAAGGGACAAAGCUGAGACCUCGACUGACCCAAGUUGCCGUGUGGAGCCUUUUCUUUCUUCAUAUUUUUAUUUUGAUGAACAAGAUGGACCAAAGGGCUGGGCUGGCCCCUCCCCUGGGACGUUGGUGGGCCUGCUGCAGGGGACCAAAGGCCAGAGAUUCGGGCAAGUGCUGCUGCAGCCCCCAGCGGCCCUGGGGAAUUGGGGUGGCGUGAGAAAUUCACACUAUUUAUUUUGAGGGAGGGGGGCUUGUUCAAAAGGCAGGUUUAGGAUGUUUCCAAAGGGUCCGGAGAACCUCCGGUGGCUGCUCCAAUGCAGGGGGUCCAUGAGCCCGGUGGGGAGCAGCCCCCAGGCACCCCAGAGGAGGGGAGUCUUCUGAGCCCUUCCUACUACCACCACUCCCACACAUCCCAACUCCUUCAGUGUUUCCUGCCUGGGGCUUCCCCCAGUAUGCAUCUGGCGCUGCUCAUUAUGUUCUGUCUGUCCCCCUCCAUCACAAGGGCUUUCUUGUCCCCCCUUCCACCCCUCAUCCCGAGCCUGUCCAUGUGUGUGUUUCAGGGCACACCCAGGCUCUGUUUACAGCUCUGACCGCUGCCUGGUAGCGGUCACCCUCAUCUCCAUGUGAUCAAAGCACCAGGUGGGGCCCCCUGCGCCCCCCCGUGGCUCUAAGCCUUCUCUUCCCACCCCACUCCUGUCUGACUCAACUCCUGGGAGCUUGGGACCAGCCUGUGUCUUGGCUGUGGGGUGCACACAGGCCCCUUACGACCUCCCCACUGCUGCCCCGUGUGCCAGGCACUGAGGCGGGCACCUCUGACAGUUUGAAAGCCAGUGGGUAGGGAGGAGAUGUUUCUGGAAGUUUCUAGAAGUGACCCUGGCAGCUCAGGACCUGUGUUGGAAUUUCCCGGUCCCACACCCCACACACCCCGGCCCCCGUUUUCGCUGUGGAGGGUACUAGUCUGUUGAAGUACAAGGCCGGGUGCUUCGUCCUGUCAUUUGUCCCAGACAGUGUCCCAGGACCAUC
Molecule: messenger RNA, 1806 nt
Organism: Suncus etruscus (white-toothed pygmy shrew)
Lineage: Eukaryota; Metazoa; Chordata; Mammalia; Eulipotyphla; Soricidae
Gene: DOLPP1
Product: dolichyldiphosphatase 1
Exons: 8
Coding region: 2-718 (238 amino acids)
Biological process (GO): lipid biosynthetic process; protein N-linked glycosylation
Cellular component (GO): intracellular membrane-bounded organelle; endoplasmic reticulum membrane
Molecular function (GO): dolichyldiphosphatase activity
Source: RefSeq, a predicted model, not a curated record